CGCCGGACCAGACUGUUUAGUUCCACUUUCUUUUCCGUUGAAUUGUGAUCGCGAUAUGCAGCUCAAUCCGAUUAAAAAUAUUAUUUGGCUGUGGGCUCUGUUCUUUUUCGUAUCGCUGACUUACGUGCAAGGACGCAUUGGUCUGGGACCCGGAGCUCAGGAGUGGGACUACGUGGAGGUCCGCGAGGGCGCGCACCUUUUCUACUGGCUCCUGUACACCACGGCCAAUGUGACUAGAUUCACGCAGAGGCCCCUGGUCAUCUGGCUGCAGGGUGGCCCUGGAGUGGCCUCCUCGGGAGGUGGGGUCUUUGAGCAGUUGGGCCCCAUCGACAUCGAGGGCAGGGCGAGGGAAAGCAGUUGGGUGCGGCAUAUGAAUGUGCUCUUCGUGGACAGUCCUGUGGGCACGGGAUUCGCUUACGUGGAGGAGCACGGCCGCUAUGCCAGAAACAACCGGCAGAUAGCCCUCGAUCUCGUCCAACUGAUGAAGCAGUUCUUGGAUAAGUAUCCGGCUUUUCAAAACGUCCCCCUGCACAUCUUCUCCGAGAGCUACGGCGGCAAAAUGGCCCCCGAAUUUGCGCUGGAACUGCAUUUGGCCAAGAGGAGUGGCAGAUUAAACUGCCAACUGAAGUCCGUGGUGGUGGGCAAUCCCUGGACCUCUCCACUGGACAGUGUCCUUUCCUAUGCUCCAUUCCUGCUUCAGGCCGGCAUUGUGGAUGACGAUGGGUAUCGCAGAAUAUCGCGAUUGGCCGGCGAGCUGGCCGGACUCGUUUACUCAGAGAAGUGGCUGCGUGCCCUGAUGAAGGCCUCCGAGGUUCAAGAGGAGAUCGCCUCUAGCUCCGGCGGCGUCUUUAUCUACAACACUCAACGGCGCGUCCACGUGGACGAGGUCUACCGGUACGGUGAGGACCCCAAGAUGAGCCACUUCGUGCGCACCAACGUCACGCGGGCACUGGGACUCGAGAAAAUGCCCGUGUGGAUGGAGCAAAAUUCCACGGUCUUCGAACGCCUCGGCUACGAUAUUUUCAAGCCAGCCAAUCAUAUAGUGGCCAGAUUGCUGGAGGAAACGCCCAUCCGGGUGGGCAUUUACUCGGGAAUCCUGGACCUACUUUGCGCCACGCCCGGCACCGUGAGUUGGAUCCGUCGACUUAAGUGGGCUCGUAGGUCGGAGUAUGCGAGGGCACCGCGUACCGCCUUCCGGAUCGACGGGAUGCUCGAGGGCUACGAAAAGCACGGAGGACGACUAAGCAUGUUCUGGGUCUUCAGGGCGGGACAUCUGGUACAGCAAGAAAAUCCGGCGGCCAUGGGGUACAUUCUGAAGUACUUUACUAACUAUGGAUGAUAUACGAACGCUCGAAAAUAAAUGUUCAUUCUUUCCUCUAGACAAACCUUAGAACUGA
Messenger RNA from Drosophila biarmipes, 1397 nucleotides. Its product is annotated as retinoid-inducible serine carboxypeptidase. Gene Ontology annotation, biological process: proteolysis. NCBI's taxonomy places the organism in Eukaryota, Metazoa, Arthropoda, Insecta, Diptera, Drosophilidae. The transcript has 3 exons. Gene Ontology annotation, molecular function: serine-type carboxypeptidase activity. Bases 56 to 1339 code for a protein of 427 amino acids. The record is from RefSeq and is a predicted model, not a curated record.